AGAAUAAAAAUUUAGGGUUUUAGUUAUAGACGCCACAGAAAGAAAGCAGAGAGGUUUUGUUCUGUAGUGUCUUCUUCGAAUCCCUCUCGAUAAUUAUCAUCUCUCAAGAAUGGGGAAAGGACCAGGUCUCUACACUGACAUCGGCAAAAAAGCCAAAGAUCUGCUGUACAAGGACCACAACAGCGACCAGAAAUUCAGUAUCACCACUUCCACUCCUUCCGGUGUUGCCAUCACUUCAACUGGAACCAAGAAAGGUGACUCACUCUUGGGAGAUGUUGCUUUUCAACUCAAGCAAAAAAACACCACUACCGAUUUGAGAGUUUCCACUGACAAUACCGUUUUGAUCACUGCUACGGUUGAUGAGGCUGCACCUGGAUUGAAGUCCAUCUUCAGCUUCAGGGCCCCUGACCAAAACUCCGGCAAGAUUGAGCUUCAGUACUUGCAUGAAUAUGCUGGUAUCAGCACAAGCAUGGGCUUGACUCAAAACCCCACUGUCAACUUCUCUGGUGUUAUGGGUACCAAUGUGUUGGCCCUUGGUACUGAUGUUUCCUUCGACACCAAAUCAGGCAGUUUCACCAAGAUCAAUGCUGGAGUUAACUUCAUCAAGGAUGAUUUAAUUGCCUCCCUUACCCUGAACGACAAAGGAGAUACUGUCAACGCUUCAUUCUACCACCUUGUUAACCCGCUGUUCAACACCGCUGUUGGAGCUGAAGUGAACCACAAGUUCUCCACCAAUGUCAACACCAUAACCGUGGGAACGCAGCAUUCGCUUGACCCCUUGACCACUGUAAAGGCUCGUGUGAACAGUGCCGGGAUAGCCAAUGCACUCAUUCAGCACCAGUGGACACCCAAAUCCUUCUUCACCAUCUCUGGAGAAGUUGACACUAAGGCUAUUGACAAGAAUGCUAAGGUUGGUUUGGCCCUCUCUCUCAAGCCUUGAAAAUGAGAGCCAACUGAUGAAUAUCCAACCAAAGCAAGUUUUUUCUGAUGCGGUGUACUGCUUGGUUUGGUUGUUUUAAUGGUUACUGCUCAAAUCUUUUCCUCAGUUUCUUAUCGGAUUUGUAGAGCAUAAUAAAUUUGGAUUAAUUGAUCCGUCUGUCUUGGUGAUACGAUGAAACUCUAAAGAUCCUUUUCCUCUC
Messenger RNA from Raphanus sativus (radish), 1139 nucleotides. Its product is annotated as mitochondrial outer membrane protein porin 1-like. NCBI's taxonomy places the organism in Eukaryota, Viridiplantae, Streptophyta, Magnoliopsida, Brassicales, Brassicaceae. The coding region runs from base 110 to 940 and encodes 276 amino acids. Gene Ontology annotation, biological process: monoatomic anion transmembrane transport. Gene Ontology annotation, molecular function: voltage-gated monoatomic anion channel activity. The transcript has 6 exons. Gene Ontology annotation, cellular component: mitochondrial outer membrane. The record is from RefSeq and is a predicted model, not a curated record.